AUGGCUGCUGGAGGGGCCAGGGGUCCUGGCCAGCUGCCAGAGAGUGCGCGGGAUCUGUGGUCAAGUCUGGGUUGGGUUGUGACGUACCCAAUACGGCUAAUCUACACCUACAUCUUCCUGAGGCUGUUCAGGAACCCAAAUCCUGCGAUUACUCUGAAGGAUCCUGACGUGAAGUAUGCAUUGAGGCUGAUAGAUAAGGAGGAAGUUAGCCAUGACACAAGAAGAUUUCGAUUUGCUCUCCCUUCCAUAGAUCACGUUCUGGGUCUCCCUGUAGGACAGCAUAUCUACCUGUCUGCACGGAUUGAUGGAGCGCUGGUUGUUAGACCUUACACUCCAGUUUCCAGUGAUGAUGACAAGGGCUUUGUGGAUCUUGUUGUCAAGAUCUACUUCAGAAGUGUCCAUCCGAAGUUUCCUGAUGGAGGGAAGAUGUCACAAUACUUAGACAGCCUGAAGAUAGGAGAUACUAUUGACUUCAGGGGACCAAGUGGCCUGCUUGUCUACAAAGGAAAAGGCGAGUUUGCUAUUCGGCCUGAAAAGAAAGCUGAACCAGUUACUAAGAAGGUGAAAUACGUGGGGAUGAUUGCAGGUGGGACUGGGAUAACGCCUAUACUGCAGAUCAUUCGAGCAAUCAUAAAAGACAAAGAUGACCCUACAGUUUGUCAGCUGCUGUUUGCUAAUCAGACGGAGAAGGAUAUCCUGUUGCGUUCCGAGCUAGAGGAGAUCCAGGUUCAGCAUCCUGGUCGCUUGAAGUGUUGGUACACACUGGACAGAGCACCUGAAACUUGGGAUUACAGCGAAGGAUUUGUGAACCAAGAGAUGAUCAGAGACCACCUGCCCCCACCUCAAAACGACGUUCUGAUCCUCAUGUGUGGACCUCCUCCAAUGAUCCAGUAUGCUUGCAUUCCCAACCUGGACAAACUGGGCUACACCAAGGACAUGAGGUUCUCCUUCUAAAGAAGACUGAUAAUUCAGUGAUCUUGUGUAGAAGGGAAGAAAAAAACGUUUAAUGGGGAACAGGACAGAGUUACAGGGAUGGCUGAUGCACAGUGCUGGGAAGCUACAUUCACGUUUAAAAUGCUUCAUUUUU
Opisthocomus hoazin is the source of this 1087-nucleotide messenger RNA. The record is from RefSeq and is a predicted model, not a curated record. Lineage: Eukaryota; Metazoa; Chordata; Aves; Opisthocomiformes; Opisthocomidae.